AUGGCCUCAGCAGCGACGAAGCGGGCCGUGCCCCAUCUCAUGACCCUGGCUGACAUCUCGCCCAGCCAGAUCAACCGCAUUCUCAUCCACGCACACUACCUCAAGCACGUCUCGCUGCCAUGGCUCGCGCCCCAGACCAAGACGCCAGAUGGCAAGACGCCAAAGUUGCGCAUGCCGUCGCAGUCGCUGUUCAAUAAGUCCAUCGCACUACUAUUCUCAAAACGCAGCACGCGGACGCGAGUGUCCGCGGAGACCGCCACGACGUUGCUCGGUGGGCGUGCGCUGUUCCUCGGAAGAGAGGACAUCCAGCUGGGGGUGAAUGAGACUGUCCGAGACUCUGCCCGAGUCAUUGGAGGCAUGUGCCAGGGCAUCUUUGCGAGAGUAGGAGACCACGAGGAGAUUGAGGAGCUGGCAAAAUACUCCCCUGUCCCAGUCUUGAAUGCGCUCUCGUCGCUCUGGCACCCCACCCAAGUCCUCGCAGACCUACUCACCCUGCACGAGCACCCAUACUUCCUUGCCGAGGGCGCCGCAUUGGAGAUCCCAACAGGGAAAAAGCGCACGAUCGCGGGACAGCUUCCCUCGCUACGGCCGCUCACCGUCGCGUACGUCGGUGAUUCCGCGAACGUGCUGCACGACAUGCUGGUGACGUACCCGCGCAUGGGACACAAGCUGCGCAUCGCGAGCCCUGAGCACGCGCGGUACCGCGCGCCGAAGCCGGUCUGGGACCGCGUCGUUGAACUUGAGUGCGACAAAAACAUUUUCUGGACAAAGGACCCCCGCGAGGCGGUACAGGGCGCAGAUCUGGUCGCAACGGACACUUGGAUAUCCAUGGGCCAGGAGGCAGAAAAGGAGCAGCGCCUCAAGGACUUCUCGGGCUACCAGAUUACCGAGCAAUUAUGCAGGGAGGGUGGUGCGAAGGAGGACUGGAAGUUCAUGCAUUGCUUACCGCGGAAGUCUGACGAAGUUGAUGACGAGGUGUUCUACGGCCCGCGCUCGUUGGUGUUCGAGGAGUCUGACAAUCGCAAAUGGACCAUCAUGGCGCUCUUCGAUCUGCUUUUCGGCAAGUGGACUCUCACACGGCCUUCAGAGUCGACAAACCUAUGA
This is a messenger RNA of Postia placenta MAD-698-R-SB12, 1104 nucleotides long. RefSeq lists its product as hypothetical. Gene Ontology annotation, biological process: L-citrulline biosynthetic process. Bases 1 to 1104 code for a protein of 367 amino acids. The transcript is spliced from 5 exons. Gene Ontology annotation, molecular function: amino acid binding; ornithine carbamoyltransferase activity. The record is from RefSeq and is a predicted model, not a curated record. Gene Ontology annotation, cellular component: mitochondrion. NCBI's taxonomy places the organism in Eukaryota, Fungi, Basidiomycota, Agaricomycetes, Polyporales, Adustoporiaceae.